Messenger RNA from Nasonia vitripennis (jewel wasp), 6582 nucleotides. It is a transcript of the gene chp, whose product is annotated as chaoptin. Lineage: Eukaryota; Metazoa; Arthropoda; Insecta; Hymenoptera; Pteromalidae. The coding region runs from base 339 to 4214 and encodes 1291 amino acids. The record is from RefSeq and is a predicted model, not a curated record. Gene Ontology annotation, molecular function: protein binding. The transcript is spliced from 17 exons. Gene Ontology annotation, cellular component: extracellular matrix.
GGUGCAGGUCCGUCUUUGCCGGCAUCACAUCAGUGUCUAGCGCUCGCGGAGAGUAGAGCCGCCGGCUACGCGCGGCCAACUCGCCCUAAGUAGUUCUCCACGAUAUAUUGCCACCCGCAAACGAAAGUGAGAGAUAAAGGGACGUGUUCUUGUGAGGAACGCCCUCGAUCAGCAUGCGCAGCGAAACGCUGAACUAGUUCGAGGCUUCUAUACAUCUAGUUCAAGUUGAUUUGGAGUAUAGUAUACAGCUCGCCGACGUGGAGCAUUGAUCGCCACAAAGUGAAUCGAACGAAUAAGCAGGUGGACGCGUUCGCGCUGUGCUCUUGCAGAAUCUGCUGAUGUUCAUAAAGUUCGGCUACACGAUGAUGAUCAUCACGCUCAUACUGAUGUUCUGGACGUCGGUGGUCCGGAUGCACGAGCUGCCCGUUCAGUACCCGCCCUGUUUCUUCAAUCCGCUCUGCACGUGCUCCAAGGUGAUACCCGAUCUCGGCAUCGUCACCUGUUUCAACGUACCGAUGCCCAGAAUACCUCAUCCCAUCAAUUCCUCCAAGGUAUUCAUGCUCCAGCUCGAGAAUAACGGUCUGCGCUCGAUAAAGCCGCAAUUUCUCAUGAAUACCGGUCUGUACAAGCUGCAGAUCAAGCAUAAUCCCCUAUCGGAUAUACCGGACGAGGCGUUCCUAGGGCUUGAAAGAUCGUUGUGGGAGCUUGAACUACCCUACAACCGUCUCGUGAGAGUGCCCAGCAAAUCGUUCCGGCACCUACAGAAGCUGCGGCUUCUUGAUCUAACAGGUAACCAGAUUUCGCACAUUGCCGCCGACAAUUGGCGCGGUCUGGAGAACUCCUUACAGACUUUGAUGAUGGGCAGAAACUCCAUCGACAGACUGCCAGCCGAUGCGUUCGCUGGCUUGGCUUACUUGGAAUACCUCGAUUUGCGCGAGAACAGCCUGAAAGAUAUCGACCCUUCUGUCUUCCGUGACGGCAUGGCUCACUUGACUCAAUUGUAUCUCAACGACAACCAGCUCAACAGCAUACCUUACAACCAAUUGUCGGCUUUGAAGCGCAUGAGAGUUCUGGAUCUCAGCUACAAUCGCAUCUCGAAGAUGAUACAUUCGCAAAUGGAAUCGGAAAUUAGAGGUGUCCACAUGUCCUUGGACGUGCUAAGACUUGAUUACAAUCAAAUCGAUUCUCUGCACCCGGGAUCUUUUCAGCACUUCCAGAAAGUAAACAGGACUUAUCUGAAUGGAAAUCCUAUUAUGACGAUCGAGCAAGGAGCAUUCAAAGACUCAAGGAUUCGAGAGCUUUACUUGACCGAUUGCGAUCUCUACGAAGUCGAUUCGCCAGACUUCAUGGGUCUAGAAUCUUCCCUAGAACUCUUGGAUCUCUCUGGCAACAAUCUAACGUCCUUGCCAAAUCACGUGUUUCAAGAGUACGAUUUCUUGCGCACUCUGAUCUUCCGUGAAAAUCGCAUCAGUACCUUCAAUCCAAUUUUGAAUUUUUCUGCAGCUGAAGUUUUUAACGGCUUUCAAUACUCGUUGUACACUCUGGAUUUAAGCGGAAAGCAGAACGGCAUGAUUUCGCUUCAGGAUUUGCGCCAGAUGCGAAAUUUGCGAUUCCUGGCGAUAUCGAGGAUGCCAGGGUCGACCCUGUCGCCAGAAGAUUUUCUCGAGUUUGGAAUGGACAUCAAAGAGCUUAGAAUAGUAAAAAGCAAUCUGCAAACUAUUAAAAACCAUGCUUUCAGACACGUCAGAGGAAUCAAAUAUCUAGAUUUUUCGGAAAAUGCUAUUUCGUCCAUUGAGGAUGAUGCCUUUUCAGAGGUUGGAAAUUCUUUGAUAAGUUUGAAAAUUGCACACGGUCUGUCAUCGUCAGUUAGUGAAUUGCCAAAUAAACCCUUUAAAUCUCUAACAAAUUUGCAACUUAUGGACUUCAGCAAUAACCGGAUUCGAUCUAUGCCAGAAACGUCUUUUCAUUUUCUGAAGAGAAUAAGACGUAUAGAAUUGCAAGAUAAUGAAAUUGAUUCUAUCAAAAAGGGAACUUUUCAGGGCGACAUACAUUCAGCUUUGGAGGAAGUAAACUUCGGCUACAACAAAAUUGGCAGCUUAGCUACGCAUACCUUCGUUGAUUUGCAUAUGAUGAGCACUAUAAAUCUUGAAGAUAAUUCUAUAAGUAACAUUGAACGUCGCGCAUUCAUGAAUAUGAAUCGUUUGAAAUACAUCAACUUAAGGGGAAAUAAAAUUAAGAACAUUCAGGAUGAAGCUUUCCAGAAUUUGCCUGACUUGGAAUUUUUGGAUCUAGCAUACAAUGAUUUGUUCGAGUUUGACUUUGCAUCCUUUGAUCAAGUCGGUACACUGUCAUCAUUCAAAGUUAACGCGAGUCACAACGAGAUUCACCGGUUAUCAAUCAACAGCUCUUCUGCAGCAUCCUCAUCAACAAAUAACAUGGGUGGAAUGAUGCAAUCCAACAUCAAAGUGCUGGACUUUAGCUUCAACAAUAUCACAGAAAUAAUGCGUUACUACUUUAAGCCUGUCGAGUACUCCUUGACUCACUUGUAUCUCUCGCAUAACGAGCUGAACAAUGUGACUCAAGGCGUAUUCGGGAACAUGCCGCAUCUCCAGUGGCUCGACCUUAGCUACAACGAUCUCAUGGAAAUCGACUUCGAUUGCUUCAGGGAGACGAAGAAUCUACAAGUACUCAAAUUUUCUCAUAAUAAUAUCAUGGACAUACCAGCUGAGUCAUUUAGACCUUUGAAGAAAUUACGUAUCGUCGACUUGUCGCACAACAGACUUCGAACUCUUGCCGAUAAUUUGUUUAUGGAUGCAAGUAUCGAGAGUCUCGAUCUAUCCCAUAAUCAGUUUAUGAGACUUCCGAUUAAGACAAUGUCGAUGACGGCUGCUGCCAGUCUUUCCAUACUGGAUUUGUCUUGGAAUUUCUUAUCCGGAGUGCAUAACACAGACGCUAUUUUUAGAAUGAAGGGUUUGACCUGGCUUGAUUUGUCCUACAAUCGACUCGUCAGGCUUGACGACGGCGUUUUCUCUGAUUUGCCACAGUUAUCGUAUCUUGAUUUGAGUCACAACAAACAACUUAUACUUGAGCCACGAGGAAGAACUUUCCAUGGUUUAGAGGAUUCUCUACUAUUUCUUGGAUUGAGCAACAUUUCUUUACUGUCGGUUCCGGAGCUUCCAUUCCAUCGACUGCAAAGGCUUCACCUGGCACAGAAUGAGCUGGCAUCGGUACCCGCGGAGAUGGCGUCGAACUUGACGAGUCUUCAUUUACUGGACUUGAGUCACAACGAUCUGACCGUCGUUCCACUUAUUACUCAUGCUUUGCCGAACUUGCGGAUGUUUAACAUCGCCUACAAUCCUAUUACGAUAAUCACGAACACGAGUUUUCUCGGAAUUGCGGAUACUCUCGAACUGCUAGAUAUACGCCGUCUUUCGCUUUCUACUUUUGAGGCUGGAGCUUUGUGCAAAGCUACUAAACUUAGAAGCCUAUUAUGUACUGCUUACACUGGAGUUAAAAACUUCAAUUUCCCGAAUCUUCUGGAGUAUAACCAUGGUCUGAGGCACUUGUUCAUUGAUGUACAAAACGAGACAAACCUGGAGAAAGAAAUGAAGGGCCGUUUCCCUGUGAAACUCUACAAUUUCACGUUCAGCGGUCGAGCAUUGAAAAACAUCCACUCGGAAGUCUUACAUGGGAUGAGAAACCCCCACCUGCACUUCAGCUUGUACAACACGAGUGUCAGCAACGUGCCAUCGGAAAUGUUCAAACACGCGGAGCUCGUGAGGAACGUGACGAUAGAGCUUCGGGACAACGAGAUUCGGACUUUGCACAAUCCCUCAGAUGGCUACAAGCCUGGGGUGCCAGGAAAGCGGUUUUUGCUGAGGCUUCGAAUGCGAGGCAGUCACAUGAAUUGCGAUUGCGAUAUUGGCUGGAUCGAAAUGUGGCAAAGAAAGCAUAGACAGUAUCAAGAGGAUCGCUGCAAUUCUCAUACGGAAUUGAACAAUUACGAGCGAGAAGAAGGAAGCGAGUACGACUGCUGGGACAACGGCUGGGACGACGAUCUACGCGAAAGCUUUUGCGUCAACAAGAACAAUGUGUCCGUUGCGGAGUCCCUCAAGUCUGAUCUCGAGUGUGGCUGGUCUGCAGCCUACUCGCCUCACUUGUCUAAAAUCAUCGUGUUCUCGAUUCUUUUUGCAAUGUUUGCAGCAGCGUACUAAAGGAGAUGAGAGAUUGAUUUUUGUUUUUCUAUUUUCAGAAUCUUUCGGAAUGAGAGAUUUACUCUUUAAAUCGAACGUUCGCUUGGUAUGUGGAUACAAACUGUUAAAUGGCAAUGAAAAAUCAAAUCAAAAAAUAGAGUUUUAAAUGUCUGGUUAAGAUUUAAAAACAGUUUGUUAAAUUGAAAAAGUCAAAAUUACACAAAAAACUUUGUCAAGAUCACAAAUUGGAGGAUUCAAUAAUGAGUAUUUUUCAAAAAAAAUACUUCACUGAUUAUUCAAUAAUAGUUCAUCAGAUUUUUUAUAAAAUGAAGCAUUUUGAUUUGCAAACAAAAUCUGCUCAAUUAAUCAUAGUUAUUCUAUCAACACGAGAAAGAGGCAAUAUAUAAUAACUAUAUAUCUACAUAUAUAGUUACUGUAUACUACUGUACUGUAGAAUCUAUAAUUAAUUUUAAAAAAUUAAUUAAGUUAAAUGGAUAAUCUUUAUUUGAAAACUGUUGGGGUAAAUUAAACUUAUUCCAACUUUAAACUGCGCAUCUAAAUAAUUAUGAUUAUUAUUUAUAGUUUGAUCGUGAAAACUAGUGAAUGACGAAGAAUUGCAGCCGUUACCGUUGCUUAUCAAAAACUUAUAAAGUUGACCUUUGAAUUCAUUGAAGGUUUCGCGCAUUUGUACCUUUAAAAAACUUUUUAUGUAUUUUCGUAAAUAAAAUUUUGUAUUACUUUAUGAAUUAAAUUUUUACCAUCAUAAUCAUCGUCAUCUUCUAAGCUUAUGAGAAUAUUUUAGAUGUGCACGUAGCAAUAGAUGAUAGGUUUAUAAUUGCAAAUAGAGAUUUAUUUUUAGAGUUGAUAAUAUUGUAUUUUUGUUUUAUCAGUGCACAUGACUGUACUGGGGUUGAAAAUCGAAAAUUUCCUUUCGCAGUUUUUUCACUUUACAAAACCUGAUUUAUAACAGAAUCCUUCGGUCUCUAUGACAUGAAAUAAAUGUAAAAUCGCUUGUCUACAAAGAGUUACAUCAGUCAUAAAACACACUUUUGUUUGCCGCAAAGCAAAGAGGCUUACUUAAGCAGUGGCAUACAAAGCGAGCCUGACUGAUGACUAACGAAGUUAUAGAGAUCACGUCAAUUUAUAUUUCUUUGAUACAUUAAAUUUAUCUACCGAAUUAAAAAAUGAAUGUUUUCUAUUAAAAAUAAACAACAACAAUUAAAAAUAUUCAUUAGGGCAUCUGAAUUUUAACGCUGUAUGAUAAUUUAAAGAAAAAAAUAUGUAUAAUAGGUGCUUUUCAUAGUAUUUACUUCGCAUGUAUGCAUAACAUUUGAACAUUUUAAAAGUGCAUAAAUAAUUGCAAGAGUACAAUAUUUUAUCUCUUUGACAUUGUUCAAGAGUAAAUAAUUGCAUUUAACAUUUUAUCUUUUUUAACCUUAUGAUUUGUUUACAAUAAUACAGGUUCUUUUGCACAGGCGCAAUAACACAACACAUUAUCGUAGAUAAGGAAAUACAUUUUCGUUGAUAUAAUGUAUAUUAUAACUAUUUUUAGUUUUUAACUGUUUCUUAUUCAAUGACUUCUUUUAUUUCCUUCUGGCAGCUGGAUUGUAUUUUUUCAAAUAUUUAUGCUCUUAUAUAUAAACUUAAAAGUAUAUAUAUAUAUAUAUAUAUAUAUAUAUAUAUAUAUAUAUAUAUAUAUAUAUAUAUAUAUAUAUAAGUAUAUAUAUAUAUGUAUAAUAAAAAUAAUUCUUAUAAAUAUAUAAUAUGUCCAUAUCGUGCAUUUAUGAGAAUAAAAUAUUAUUGCAAGCGUAUUUAAAGUACUCAGAUAAACUAAAUUUCUAUGAGACAGUUCUUUAUUUAGGUAUUUCAAUAUCAAGUGAACCAAAAAUGCCUUGCAGUAAAAUCAAAUUGUCUGAUUCAUUCUCUUUUAUAUCAAAAUAUAUGUAUAGUCAUAAAUGUACGCCGUUUGGAUAUAAGUUACGUAAGUUACUAAAAUUUGGAAUAACAUAAAGAGUUUGAGUUACUUUUGUAACACUUUAGUAUAUAUAGUAACGAGUGAUCAUAUAAGUUGUUUAUAUAACUUACAUUUUGUAAUUACAAUCCCACUAUGUAAUAAUAUGAUAGAAAAAUGUAAGAAAUUAAUCUGUCGAUCAUAAUCAUAAUUAUAAUUUCAUUUCUAUACAUAAGUAUAAUUAUACUUAUGUAUAAUUAGUCUCUGAGACAAAAUGAUUAAUUUCUGUACGAAGCGACCAAUGCAAAACUAUUAUAACUAUGAAAAAACAGGUAGUAUAUUACUAAAUUACUACUUGUUGAUCAAAGAGAUGAUUGUAAGUAAAUUAUAAAUCGAUAUGUAAUAAAUAAAAUGAACCACCUAAUUUUGUAAAUGAAA